Messenger RNA from Fusarium redolens, 3053 nucleotides. RefSeq names its product amidase signature domain-containing protein. The record is from RefSeq and is a predicted model, not a curated record. The transcript is spliced from 10 exons. Bases 71 to 2836 code for a protein of 921 amino acids. Lineage: Eukaryota; Fungi; Ascomycota; Sordariomycetes; Hypocreales; Nectriaceae. Gene Ontology annotation, molecular function: oxidoreductase activity.
CUUUUAACUUGUCCCUUCUUUCUUCCAACUUUGUUCUUUAAUCUUACAAAAUAUAAUCAACUUAGACACCAUGGCAACUUAUAAAGAAACAGUAUCAGCUGCCUUACAACAGCGCGAUAUCGGCCUUGGCAAGGUCGAACCAAAGCUACAGGGCGUCCCUGAUGAGCUUCCUCUCAACUCUCAAAGCCUUCCUCAAGGUGUCUUGACUGCACGUGAGAUUGAGAUUACAGAGAAGUACUCAGUCAUUGAGCUGCUCGAUGUUCUCCGUAAGCGAGAGAUCAAGGUCGAGGAGGUGACACGUGCAUUCUUGCGGAGAGCUGCACUGGCUCAAGUUGCUACCAACUGCUUGGUCGAACUUAUGUGGGAUCAAGCCAUCGAGCGAGCCAAGUAUCUCGACUCACUACCGGAACCCAAGGGAAAGCUCUUCGGUCUUCCCAUUUCCACCAAGGAGCAUCACGGAAUGGUCGGUGAGAAUGUCUCGACUCACGCCUCAUUCGUUGCAUGGAUUGGCAAAGCUCAUGGCUCCAACCUUCUUUAUGACCACUUGUACGACGAAGGCUGCGUCUUCUACGUGAGAACGACUCAGCCCCAGACUAUCAUGCAUCUUGAGACCAUUAGCAAUAUCUAUGGACGAACAGUCAACCCCUACAACCGUGAUUUGACGGCUGGUGGCAGCAGUGGUGGUGAGGGAGCUUUACUCGGCUUCCGUGGGAGUAUCCUGGGCGUCGGUGGUGAUAUUGGUGGCAGUGUCCGUUGCCCAGCUGCUCACAACGGAAUCUAUGCCUUCAAGCCAACUCUGAAGCGAAUCUCAGUCAUGGGCGCACGAUCCAUCAUGGUUGGCAAAGAGACCGUUUCCUCAACACCUGGACCCAUGACAGUCGACCGCGAGUCCCUCGAACUCUUUAUGGAAAUUGCCCUUUCGAAGAAGCCAUGGCUUAUCGAUCCUUCCCUCACGGCCAAACCGUGGACUCCUUUCAAAUUCGACAGACCUCUCAAGGUAGCGGUUCAGUGGUGGGACGGCGUUGUUCAGCCCCAUCCUCCCAUGACAAGAGCUCUGAAGGAGGUUGCGGAAGCUUGCCGUAAAGCAGGCAUGGAAGUUGUGGACUGGGACUGCGAACCACUGGAUCAUAAGAAGGGUUGGGAGAUUCUAUCAGCAUUGUACUGGCCCGAUGGAGGCAAGGAGGCUCUUGAGCUUAUGGAAGCCGCUGGAGAGCCUGUUCUUCCUUUAACGAAGUUCAUUAUUCAGGAGCAGCCCAGCGUCAAAGAUUUGACGAUGCAUGAGCUUUGGGAGCUAUGUACUAAGCGCGAUGAUUAUCGGGCAGCAUAUGCUCGAGCUUGGUCAUACACAAGCAAGAACGACGGAAGAGAGGUUGACGUGAUUCUGUGCCCGCCAUUCCCUGGAGCAGCAGCACCUCAUGAUCAAUCACGGUACUGGGGCUACACUUCACACUGGAAUCUGCUUGAUUAUCCCGCUGCAGUCUUCCCAGUAACAACAGUCGACCCCGAGAAGGACCCCAAGGAUCUAAACUACGUCCCCAAGAACGACGAAGACAAGUUCAACUAUGACCUGUAUAACCCCGAGAAAUACGCCAAUAUGCCCAUCAACCUACAAAUUGUUGGCCGAAGACAAUACGAUGAGAAGAGAUCGAGCACGCGAUGGGUAGAAAGUAAUUGGGUACUAGUUUUGCAACUGCUUUGUCUCAGAGGCAGCUGGCCUGAAACUCCGCAACUCCGGCACCCUAGAGUCGUUGAGCCUGGAGUCGGAGCAACCAUUGCCCCGACAAUGAUUGAGGAGGAACGGCACGUCAUGGAAAGUAGCGACUCGAUAUCAGUUCAAUGGUUGGAAAGAUACACCAUAGAUCAUAUAAAAAAGACUUUCGGAUUGUGUGCUUUCUCAAUUAGGGAAGUGGAAGUCUUUCGAGUAAAUAUAUAUAGAUUCCAGCCGAUUACACCAGUUUCACUACGCACUAUCUUAAUAACAGGCUGUUCAGAUGGCAGUCUUGGCUCUGCCCUGGCACUGGCAAUGAAAGAUCAUGGAUGGCGUGUCUUCCCUUCAGGACGUAACCUAGCAAAGUUGAGUAAGGUCAAGGAAGCCGGGCUCGAAUGCAUCGAAAUGGAUGUUGGCUCGGAUGAUUCCGUCUCAGCAGCCGUUGAGACAGUCAAGCAACUCACUGGCGGCUCACUGGACGCUUUACUCAACAAUGCUGGCAGCGGCUACAGCAUGCCUCUCCUGCAUGUGGACAUCGCCAAGAGCCAUGGACUUUUUGAACUCAAUGUCUUCUCUAUUAUCAGAGUCACCCAAGCUUUUGUUUCCCUGCUUCUCAAGUCUACUCACGGCGCUUUAAUUAUCAACAAUACCUCUGCAUCUGGUCUUCUUGGAGCUGGUAUUCCGUUUCAGGGCACUUAUGCAGCAUCCAAAGCCGCUGCAGCCAGUCUGACCGAGAGUCUGAGAGUUGAGCUUGCUCCAUUUGGCAUUCGGGCUAUAAACCUCUUCACUGGUGGCGUCAAGUCCACUUUUCACAACAAUUCACCUGACGCUGAGCUUCCCAAGGACUCGAUAUACAACGUCGCCAAGGAGGCUAUUGAAUCUUCCAUGAACGGCAAUGAAGCAGGGAUGAACAAACCUGACGCGACGACAUGGGCAAAACAGGUCGCUGGAGAUCUGAGCCAACGCAAACCACCUUAUCUGAUCUUUCGAGGCGGCAGUGCUGGUUUGGCUCGCCUAGGGUCUUUAUUUCCGACGGGCACCUUCGAUUCGACUGUUAAGCAACUUGGUGGUAUAGACGUGUUGGAGCGAAAGCUGAAAGAGGAAAAGUCGACCCCAAAGCCUCAGUGAUCAGAUGAAGAGGGAGGAGAAUGAUGUAAUUAAUACUGCUUUUCUUAUUGUAUUUUCUUAAGCCUUAUGUCAUCUACUAUGGUAUCAGACGUUGCAUUGUGAGCGGUGAUUCACGUGAUGCCUGAUGGUGACAUACUUGUUGUACAUGACGAAUAUGAUGAAUGAUCUCAGCAUAUGGCGUGUUGCGAUAAGGAAUAUGAAUUUGACAAUAUUCACC